Messenger RNA from Cannabis sativa, 2489 nucleotides. RefSeq names its product CLP protease regulatory subunit CLPX3, mitochondrial. The record is from RefSeq and is a predicted model, not a curated record. The coding region runs from base 215 to 2263 and encodes 682 amino acids. Gene Ontology annotation, biological process: protein folding; proteolysis; protein catabolic process. Lineage: Eukaryota; Viridiplantae; Streptophyta; Magnoliopsida; Rosales; Cannabaceae. The transcript has 15 exons. Gene Ontology annotation, molecular function: ATP-dependent protein folding chaperone; ATP binding; ATP hydrolysis activity. Gene Ontology annotation, cellular component: mitochondrial matrix.
AAAAAAAAAUUGGUCGUAGGAAUAACAGUUUCACACUUUCCCAAUUCCCCCUCCUCUGAUGUCAAAAAAAAAAAAAAAAAAAAAAAAAACAUUAUAUCAUCAUCGUCAGCAUCCUCUCUUUCUUCAGCAACAUAACAGAUCCCAAUCAAAGCAAAUCUCAUCUGGUCCUGGUCCUGGUUCUGAUAAGGUUGAUAUCAAGCUCCAUCAAAACUAAAUGUCUGGAAUCCUAAGAUGGAAGAAGCAGCUCUACCAAAUAGUUACGGUUCAUCAUCGCUUCACUCAGGUCUCACCCAUCUCCACUCACCUCAACCACCUCCACAUAACCACCCAUCGACGCCGUGAGUCCCUCGUCGGAGUCCAAGAGCGCUACAAGUGGGACCAUGGCGGUUCCCACGAUACCCGCACUCGCAAGAUCAGAGCCGAGGCAAAUUGCCCUCGUUGUUCCUUCAACCGCAUGGACCUUCUCUUCUCUUCCAGUGUCCGCUUCCCCAAUCUCAUGCCUUCUCCCCCUUCGUCGGAUGCCCCCUCGUCCGAUUUACAGGCAGUUAAUCUCUGCCCCAAUUGCAAAACCGCAUACUACUUCCGUCCCAACCGUACUGCCCCUCUCCAAGGCACCUUCGUCGAGAUUGGAAGGCUAACUAACACCAAAGUCCACGACCAGGACAAGAAGGGUACCUCUAGAAAUAGUAGCUCCAAUGAUGAUGUCGAGCUGGGCUCUCUCAAUAAUAAGUUUAAAACCUCGUUUUGGAACACGUUGAGAUCAUAUGGUAAUGGUGCCGAACCUCCUGAGAAUUGGCCACCACCACCGCCUCCUUCUCCUCCUCCUCGUUCCAAUGGACUGACCGUACACACUCCACCAGGCCCGCCCUUCGCACCUGGCGUUAAUGUGAUUCGAGCAUCGGGUUCAGGUUCAGGCCCCGCUGGAAAUGGCUCUGCUGCUAGUGCCGCAGACAAACAAGGCUGGGGUGGCUCCAAUCUGGGGAAGGAUUUACCCACGCCAAAGGAGAUUUGCAAGGGUCUUGAUAAGUUCGUUAUUGGCCAACAAAGGGCCAAAAAGGUGCUUUCUGUGGCUGUUUAUAAUCACUACAAAAGAAUCUACCAAACCUCCUUACAAAAAGGGUCAGGAACAGAAACUGGAAUUCCCAAGACAACGUAUGAUGACGAUGAUGAUGAUAACGUGGAGCUAGAAAAGAGCAACGUUCUUCUGAUGGGUCCAACUGGCUCAGGGAAAACAUUACUUGCAAAGACGCUAGCUCGGUUUGUGAAUGUGCCUUUUGUCAUUGCUGAUGCAACAACAUUAACACAGGCUGGUUAUGUUGGAGAAGACGUUGAAUCAAUUUUGUAUAAAUUACUUGCGGCAGCAGAAUUUAAUGUUCAAGCAGCACAGCAAGGGAUGAUUUACAUCGAUGAAGUUGACAAGAUAACCAAGAAGGCUGAAAGCUUAAAUAUAAGCAGAGAUGUUUCCGGUGAAGGUGUUCAGCAGGCGUUACUGAAAAUGCUUGAAGGAACUAUAGUUAAUGUUCCUGAGAAGGGGGCAAGAAAGCAUCCUAGGGGUGAUAACAUACAGAUAGAUACGAAAGAUAUUCUUUUUGUAUGUGGUGGGGCCUUUGUUGAUCUUGACAAAACAAUUUCAGAAAGAAGGCAGGAUUCCUCUAUUGGGUUUGGUGCUCCUGUCCGUGCUAACAUGAGAGGUACCAGUGUAACUAGUGCCGCAAUCACGUCAACUUUACUUGAAUCGGUUGAAAGUUCUGACCUUAUUGCAUAUGGUCUCAUACCGGAGUUUAUUGGACGUUUUCCAAUAUUAGUUAGUUUAUCAGCUUUGACUGAGGAUCAACUUGUUCAGGUCCUCAUGGAGCCUAAAAAUGCUCUUGGUAAGCAGUACAAGAAACUUUUUAGCAUGAACAAUGUAAAGCUACACUUUACUGAGAAAGCAAUGAGAAUGAUUGCAAAUAAGGCAAUGUCUAAGAAUACAGGUGCCAGGGGUCUGAGAGCGAUACUCGAAAGUACUCUGACUGAGGCGAUGUACGAGAUUCCUGAUGUCAAGACAGGAAAUGAAAGGAUAGAUGCUGUAGUAGUCGAUGAAGAGUCUGUAGGGUCAGUGGAUACUCCUGGAUGUGGAGGGAAGAUUCUUUGUGGUGAAGGCGCAUUAGAAAGAUACCUAGCAGAAAACAAGUUGAAGAAUUCAGUGGAAAAGGUAGAGGGGGGUGACGGCGAUUUGCAAGAUACAGAUUCUGAACUUCCCUCAAGAGCCAUGAGCAUGUAACACUAAUACCAUCUCAUUCAUUCUUAUCAUUUGUUUGUCAUUGUUAUUUGUAAAAAUCUCAUUUAUGAUUCUGUGUAAUUAUCCCCUUGUAAAACAGCGUAGGUUCUCAUUCAAAUUCUUCAAAGAAAUAUAGGAUAGAUUUUUUUUUUUACAGAAUUUCAUAAACCAGAAUAAUGUAUGAAUUAUUUAACUAAUAACAAAUGAAGGGGCACCAGUUUACACAGGC